GGCAUCUUUCGCCGUUCUGCCUGUCGCUCACGCCGGGCGCUCCGGUAUCGUGCCCUUUGCGCUUUGGCCGUCUUACGGUGAAUGCGCAUCUGCCCGUUUGUCUCGCCUUCAUCUUGCGACUCCCCUAGCUCUCCCCGCGCGGUCUCUUGUCGACGACGGCCGCUUCGAGCUCUCGUUUUCACCCAUCCAGUGCAGACUGGUUUCUGCUUCUUGUGUAGCCCUCGCGGCGGACCGCCUCAUACUCUUGGGAAGGAGGGAAGACAUGCGUAACGGUUGGCGGGCAUGUGGAGUCGUAACGGCUGGGGAAAAAAUCGAAUAUUCAGAAGCACACCUUGGGCCACACUGCGCCGCUCGUCGGUUGGCACUGUUGGUGUUGGAGAGCGGCGACGUAUCAAUUACAGUAGUUUCCGAAUUUCCAAUUCCAUCGGCUGUAGUUGAAUCCUUCUGCAACGGUCGACUCCGCCUCUGAACUUCUCGGUGGAUGUUAGGAUUCAGUGAUCGUGAGGCUCGGGACGAAGCGUGGGCGGGUGAAUCUGUCACCAUCGUCGAUUCUUCGAUGGCGGAAGCGAAGAAGGUAGUGAAAUGAUAUGGGCCAGAGCUCGGUAGUGAAUGGCACAACGUCGAGGCAGAUGAUGAUGAUGAUGUGGUGACGCGUGUGUAUCUUCGUAGGUGUGUAUUCACGUGUUGUGGUUAGCGGGAGGUUUAGUGGGUACGUGAGGCGGCGGGGUUUCCUAAUUGCUUCCUGGCGGGAGAGGGGUGGUGGUGGUGGAAGGGGGAAGAGAACCGUAAGAAAAUAAUUAGCAAGACUGGGGGGUGAAUGCUUUCGGCUGCCUCCUCUCGCCCUCGCACCAAUUUAUGGUCGGGUUAUGUGCCUGCCGCAUACGGUGGUGCCUCUAUGAAACUGGGUCAGGCUGAAAUUGGUGGCGAUUCGCGGGAUCAAUCUUGUUCAUCCCGGGGGCAAAAGAAAGGUGCGAUGGAGUAUGGAGAUGUGGUGGAGCCUGGCCCAUCGCUUGUGCAUGUGCAAGGGUGUGCGCUCGGCGGGAGAGGGGAACAAUGCGACUGUUGUAGAUUGCGGCGGCUUUCCGAGGCAGAAGCAGCUGCCGAAGCCGUGCCGUCGGAGGAGAGAUAUGCGGAGCUUGUCGGAGCGGGAAAGGUUCAGCGAGACGGUGGUGUUCUGUGUGUGGUGGAAUCGGGGAAAAACGUGCGCAGCUCAAGUGCGCGGCACGGUAAGGGAGAGGAAGGCGGUGGGGGACUUGUCAGUCGAGGGUGGGAAGCAGAUGCCCGACGAAAUCAGUAUUGCGAGCGCCAGAGCGGCCAGUGUUCAUGUUUUCCGUUUCCUGAGCGCGAAGGCAGUGGGGGUGUUAGGGAAAGAGAGAGGUGGAUAAAGGCUGAAGGGGGGAGGUUGGGGGAAAAAGGAGGAGGAGGAGGAGGAGGAGAUGGCAAACGAGAAUCCCCGUGGAGUACCGAAGGCGGAGGAGAGAAGGGUGGGAGACAGUGCACGAGAUUGUUGAAGGGAGUGCUGACUGGUUUGGCCAUCUUCGUGUUGGUGCAAUACUGCUUCUUGAAGAGUUCAGAGUACUUGCUAACCCGUGCGAAUGCGCUUGGACGGCAGUGCCACAAACCUCACGAUUACCGACAUUACGCUAUUGCCGAUGGUCGAUUCGCUAUGGUGACGUGUUCCGAUGGGGCAAGCACAAUUCCAAAGCGAUCUUUCAAAGGUCUGGCAGAGAUGGUGACACCGAACAAGGAAAAGUACGUGAAGAAGCACGGCUACGAUUUCAUCGAUGCGAGCGACCUUGUGGACAGACAUCGUCCGCCCAGCUGGAGCAAGAUUCUCGCCGUGAAGAAACACCUUCGCAGCUAUGAUUGGGUGUUCUGGACUGAUGCUGAUUCCGUCGUGACCAAUCCGGAGGUAACGCUUCAAGAGGUGGUUGCUUCGGUGAUCGCAACGGGACUGCCACCGUUGUCCCGAGGGAGAAAGGCGGCGACGAUAUCUGCAGCGGCCCUAGGGAACGUCGGCAUUCAGCAGCAGGACCAGUCGGAGGUGGACCUGCCCGAUUUCAUCGUGACGGAAGACCAGAACGGUGUGAAUGCGGGCAUGUUCUUCGUUCGGAAUUCGACUUGGAGCCAUGAAUUUCUGGAGCUGUGGUGGAGCCAGAGUAGGUUUGUCCGCCCAUUUGGCCGCUGCAAGAGUGGGGAUAACGAUGCUCUCAAGCACUUGAUUGCGACCAUGGACGAUGCGGAGAGGCGGCGCCACGUGCGGGUUCCAGUGAUGCAGUGUGCGUUCAAUUCGAAUCUUUGGCGGCCGUCGGUCGUGGGCAGCAAACGAUUGCUGUUGCAGACGAAAGCCGUAUGGAGGGGUGUGUUCGCGAAAGGCGAUUUCAUGGUGCAUCUGGCGGGAGUGGACAACAAGAAGAAGUACAUGUCGCGUGUGCUGCGAGAAUUGGAUCGGGAUCGGGAUGGGGAUCGGGCUACGGAGGUGUCUGCUGGACGGCGAGCACAGGGGUACAAGUGGCAACAAGACGAGCUUGGCGGAAGUCUGCACACGUGGAGAAGAAAAUUAGGUUCGUGUCCACUGUGCAACGACCAGGCCUUGUUAUAGUCCAGUCCUGCAAUGCUUGAAAUCUUUUAUUCCUUCUUCCUUCUUUCGUUCGUUGAUUGAUCCGACGAGGUUAUGAAUCAUUCUGCGAUUGAAUACGAUCUGCGAUUGAAUUCGACGUCGUCGAUCAGGUUAACUUGCAUAUAGUAUAUAUGGUGAGCGGAGAACGAAGAUUUUUAUCGUGUAAAGCUCUUUCAUAGGUAGUGAGAUUCUAUAUUCAGAAUUGCUUUUGGAUGUGUUAUCAGAUUUGAGGUACUUGAUCAGCGGGUAGGAAGAUAAGAAUGAAUAGAUAGAUCGAUUGAUAGAUAGACAGAUAGAUACAGAGUUGUAUCGAAAGAUAGAUCCAUAGAUAGAUGAACAGAGAAACUCAGACAUAUGUAGGUAGAUAGAUAGCUAGCUAGAUAGAUAGAUAGAUAGAUAGAUAGAUAGAUAGAUAGAUAGAUAGAUAGAUUAAGGAGUAGGGAGAUAGAUAGAUAGGGAGAUAAAGGAGUAGGGAGAGAGAUAGGAUGGGACGGCAGGUAAAUAUUGAUUUUGGAGGCGGUGUAGCUGCCAUUUAAGGAAUAUAUAUUUGCUUUGUUGUUGAGAUUCUUUCUGCCCAGGGGACCUGAAUUCGCGCCCUGAGCGGCGAAGGUCAUCAUAUUCAUUCGUUGUUAUUUUAUAUCGAUCGCUGCGCUCUCUGCUGACUGUGCAGCUCAGUUUCUCGGAAAUUGAAAUGUAUUAUGUAAUAAAUUCUUCUGCCAACGAUCCGCACGCUCUCGCAUGCUAUGUUUUUCCUCGCAUCCUCCCUUUGGGGGCUUUCCGGUUAACCAGCGUUUAAGGCUUCUUUUGUCGCUACGUUAUUACUGUAUUAUGGGCCUCGCUGCACUACUCUUGAAAGGUGCAAAACGAGAGUGAAUCUUCCGCUAGAACAUGGAAAGAUGCGGCGACAUGAUUUUUGUCUUUUGUGCAUUUCAAGAGUAGUGCAGCGAGGCCCUAUCUUUGUUCUAUCCAUGCAUGCCAGCGCAUGGUCGGCCUGGGGCUUGUCUAUUUUUGUACGCUCGUAUGGAAUGCUUCCCGCAUACCUCUACGGAUGUUGUCAUUCAUGGCGAUGCCGCAGAUUCAUAUUCUCUCGCCAAUUGUGUGCCACGUGGGCUCUACCCCGAUGAUGUGGUUAGCAGGUCGGUGGAUCAUCCGUGCUCGGAAGGUGCCUCUUCCCUAGGAAGCGAACGGUAUUUAAUGAGCCCUGACUAGGGCUGCCCGUGUAGUGGUUUUCGACGACCCUUCAGUGCCAAUCGGAAGUGGAGCCGUUUGUGCGUGUGUGUGUGUGUGUGUGUGUGUGUGUGUGUGUGUGUGUGUGUGUGUGUGUGAGAGAGAGAGAGAGAGAGAGAGAGGGAGAGAGCCUUCACGACGAGAAAGUGUGAUAAAAAAACGCGGAGGUAAUAUUUGUCGAGACUUCAGUUGAUUAGGUCGGGCUUAUGCUGGUGUAUGUACGAGAAGUGGGUGAAGACUUUCGAGGUAUGGAUGAUUUAUUAUUCUUUUUUGAGUUUUGCUUUUAGGGUGUGCUUUUGAGAACUUGGCGGUUGUUUGAAGCGAAAGAGAAAAAAGGGAGCUCGAGUUCCAGAAUCGAGACUGCGGGUCUCAGACGGAAUUUUACUGCAAAAUUCGCCUUGGAUUCACUGAAAAGCUUGUUAUGGGGAAUUGAAGGCUUUCUCUGCCGGAGAGGAAGUAUUCUUUCGGCGAGGAUGCUGUGGAUUUGUAGCGGAUUCUUCCUCUCUCUCUCUCUCUGACUUCUUUCGUUUUUUCUUUCUGGAUGAGGGUGUUGGCGUGGCAAUGAAUGGAACCUGCGGUU
This is a messenger RNA of Chara braunii, 4427 nucleotides long. Lineage: Eukaryota; Viridiplantae; Streptophyta; Charophyceae; Charales; Characeae. The record is from the annotation of a GenBank genome assembly.